ACUAGGCACUAGGCAAAUUAGCAAGAAACCAUGGCAGCAGCGGUGCUACUAGUGGCUGCGGCGGUGGUGGCGAUGGCGGUGGCGUCGACACAGCGCGCGGCGGCGGCGGACGACGCCCCGCUGCCGCUGGUGGCCCCUGCGCCGGUAGGGCUGCCGAACUGCACGACCACGUGCGGCGACGUGCUGGUGCCGUACCCCUUCGGCCUGGGCCCGCCGCGCUGCUCCUGGCCGGGCUUCAACCUCACCUGCGCCGACGACACCGCCAGCCGCCCCGGCGCGCCGCCGCGGCUGCUCCUCGGCGACGGCACCCUCGAGGUCGUGGACGUCUCCCUCCGGAACACCGCCGUCCGCGUGGUUCGCCGCGGCGCCGUCGCCAACGUCACCUCCGGCCGGAACGUCACGUUCGGGCGCAGCUUCACGGGCGGCUACAGCGGCUACACGCUGUCGGACCGCAACGAGCUCGUCCUCUCCGGCUGCAACGUGGUGGCGGUGCUGGUCGGGGACCUCGACGAGUACUCCAACAUCAUCAGCGGCUGCGCCUCCUUGUGCUCCUCCGACGACGGCACCAGCAAGGGCGACAUCAGGCAGCCGGCCGGCAAGUUCUGCUCCGGCCUGGGCUGCUGCCAGGCGCCCGUCACCAUGAACUACAGCAGGCCCGAGGGCGUGCAGGUCAGCUGGCUCCGGGGCGGCGACGACCGCCGGCAGGACCUCCUCCGGCUGGAGCCCUUCGUGCUCGUCGCCGAGAAGGGGUGGUUCGACCAGAGCCCGGUGGCCGACCAGCUGGUGGGGCCCCCAGGCGGGAGCCAGAGGCCGGACGCCGCCGCGAUUGAGGUCCCCCUCGUCCUGCAGUGGACGGUCACCAACGUAGCCCCGCCCGACGACAGGUACCCCGGGCCGGCGUGCUCGCCGGCGGUGGCCCAGAGGCUCUGCAGGAGCGCCAACAGCGAGUGCACGACCAACGGCAACGGCGACUACUCGUGCCAGUGCCGAGAGGGCUACGACGGCAACCCUUACCUCGACGGCGGAUGCCAAGAUAUCAACGAGUGCAAGCUGCCGCCGGAGGUCAAUGGCUGCUUCGGCGACUGCUCCAACACGGAGGGACGGUUCGUCUGCCGGUGCCCGCCACGAACCAAUGGCGACCACACUCAGAAAGGUGGCUGCGCCCCGGCUGCUUUGACAGGUCAGUACCGUUAA
Panicum virgatum (switchgrass) is the source of this 1194-nucleotide messenger RNA. Its product is annotated as wall-associated receptor kinase 2-like. The transcript has 2 exons. The record is from RefSeq and is a predicted model, not a curated record. NCBI's taxonomy places the organism in Eukaryota, Viridiplantae, Streptophyta, Magnoliopsida, Poales, Poaceae. Gene Ontology annotation, molecular function: calcium ion binding; polysaccharide binding. Bases 31 to 1194 code for a protein of 387 amino acids.